Molecule: messenger RNA, 3297 nt
Organism: Solea solea (common sole)
Lineage: Eukaryota; Metazoa; Chordata; Actinopteri; Pleuronectiformes; Soleidae
Gene: osbpl7
Product: oxysterol binding protein-like 7
Exons: 22
Coding region: 232-2808 (858 amino acids)
Cellular component (GO): plasma membrane; intracellular membrane-bounded organelle; perinuclear endoplasmic reticulum
Molecular function (GO): cholesterol binding
Source: RefSeq, a predicted model, not a curated record
UUUUAUAUAUCUAUUAUCGAUGGGAAAACGUUUUGUUUGUGGAUGUGGUGUCUUUCCACGGCUUUUCGACCAUCUAACCGGACCUUUUAGAGAUCCAACAGACUGGCAGGACUGCGACAGAUAAUGAAAGACGCGGGUGGAUUUCAGUGGUGUCUCGGCGGAUUAGAGUGGAUCUCUCUCGACAACCAGCCAGGCUCUACAGGGACAGAAGUGUGAGAUCUGCCCCUGGAGAUGGAUUCAUACGCUUCUCAACUCAACCGCAGCCUGUCGCUGGCGAGUGGCCUGGAGAAGUCGUCGCCGACGUGGAACAAAGCGUCCCACUCUCGGAGCAGCAGCACAGUGUCAUCUCGCCACUCCAGACAGAUGAUCAAAGAUUGGGAAGUCAUUGAUGACCUUCCUGUAGAAAUGCACAUGGGAGGUGACCAUCCUCAGGAUAUGACCACCCCGGGUGUCUGUGAAGGAUAUCUUCUCAAGAGGAGGAAGUGGCCACUGAAAGGUUGGCACAAGAGAUACUUUGUCUUGGAAGCUGGGAUUUUGCGUUACUCCAAAAACCAACAGGACGUCUCCAGGGGGCGGGUCCAGGGCUCCCUUGAUGUUAGUCUUGCGGUAAUGUCAGUAAAUAAAAAAUCAAACCGCAUUGACCUGGAUGCGGGGGACAUUCUCUAUCAUAUGAAGGCAAAGAGUCAUGAACUCUUCUACAUCUGGAUGACCAAACUACAAGCCCACCGCCUGUUCAAGAAGAACGAGGCAGCGCAAGUUCACAGCGGCUUCAUGCAGACUUUGUCUCACAGCGCUGCCGCCGGACCAGCUCAGAGAAAUGGAGAUCUGAGCUCCACAGGUGUGAUUGAUUUGGCUCAGGCGUCAGGAGCGCUGCCCUCGGCUAACACGGCUGUCAACAGAAAAGUUUCUGCCUGGCUGCAGCAGAGUCACGACCCAGACAACUGUGUUCAUGAGUUGAACCGAUGCCAUUUGGACUUGUCUGAGCUAAACCGCUUAAUCCAGAGGCUGCAGGCGCUGGAGGUGGGCCAGGCUUUCACAAACGGAGACCUGCAGCGGAUCAUCAGCAUGCAGAAUCUUUCACUUGAGAAGCCAAAGAAGGCAAAGUCAGGGAAGUUGUGGGGCCACUCUCGCACACUGUCUACAGUAGAGACCUUGGGAAUUCUGUCCUCCAGUCACCUGAGCAGUCCAUCUCACCUCGGUGCAUCAGUGCCCUCCAUCCCGGACUACGUCUACUCUCAGUUGUCCCCGCCCACCGUCACAUCGCCCGAGAGCAAGAAAAUCCAGCAGGACAUCUGUUCCACAUCGUUACGAGUGCUUGCAUCCCUGAAAUCAGUUCACGAGACUCUUUUCCAGGAGAGGCAGAAAAUACAAGAAGUCUGGGAAUCUAACACCAUCCACCAGUCCAACACGUUAACUGAGCCUUCAGCAGAGCAGCAUUCAUCCCUCAGGCCUCCUUCGGUGGCCGACUCAGGUGCGGAGUACUUUGAUGCCAGCGACGACGUCGUCUGUGGUAGCUCCUCUGAGGUGUCUGAAGAAUCGGGACUCAGCGAUGGAAGCACGACCAACUCAGAGCCAGAGGAGGGACAUGCAUCAGCCACUCGCAAGUACCGCGCCAGCAUUUCCAAGACCCCUAACAGUGUCGUUCCCAAGAGCACUGGGCGUCGAACCACAUUACCUGCUCACUGUCCCGACAACAGCCACGUGGGCCUCAUGGCUAUCCUCUACAAUAACAUAGGUAAAGACUUGGCUCGAGUGUCCAUGCCUGCUGCUCUCAACGAGCCUGUGAACCUGCUGCAGAGACUUUGUGAGGAGCUGGAGUACAGCGAGCUGCUGGACACUGCCAGCAACACACCAGACCCCUAUCAGAGGAUGGUUUACAUUGCUGCCUUUGCCAUCUCUGGAUAUUCCACUGCAACGUUCAGAAACCGCUAUAAGCCCUUUAACCCGGUGCUCGGGGAAACGUACGAGUGUGUCAGAGAAGAUCGAGGGUUCCGCUUCAUCAGCGAGCAGGUCUGCCACCAUCCGCCCAUCUCUGCAUGCCAUGCAGAAUCAGAGAACUUCUCUUUUUGGCAAGACCAGAGAUGGAAAAAUAAAUUCUGGGGGAAGUCAUUGGAGAUUCUGCCAACCGGAAUGGUGAACGUGACUCUUCCAAGGUAUGGUGACCACUAUGAGUGGAACAAAGUGGUGACCUGCAUCCAUAAUGUCCUCAGUCAGCAGCGCUAUCUGGAGCAUUACGGAGAGGUCACCAUCAAAAAUCUUAACAGUAGCGUGUGCACGUGCAAGAUCACCUUUGUCAAGUCCCGUUAUUGGGGCUCGGACACAAACAAGAACGAGGUGCAGGGCAUGGUGCUGGAUCAGAGUGGGAGUGUCAUUCACCGAUUUGGCGGUCUGUGGCAUGAAGGCAUCUUCUGUGACACUCUGCCGACUCCAAAAUGUGUCUGGAAGCCCAAUCCCCAGCCAAAGGAUCACCUACUGUACUAUGGCUUCUCCACCUUAGCAAUGGAGCUGAAUGAACUCACCCCUGACCUGGAGCCUCUACUGCCCCCUACAGACAGCCGUAUGCGCCCAGACCAAAGACUGUUGGAGGAGGGACAAGUGAAUGAAGCGGACAGAAAGAAAGACGAGAUAGAAGACAUACAGAGGGAUCGGAGGAAAGUGCUCGCUAAAAGGGGCGAAGAACAUGUUCCACACUUUUUCAAGAAAGCCAAAGAUUUGUGUGGACGGGACGUGUGGUUGACAAACAGCUCUUACUGGAAGCUCCGAGAGGAUCCAGGCUUUGUUAAUAUGGACAACAUUACUCUGUGGUGAUGAUGGUUGGAGUGCAAAGCGACAGCAGACACUAAAGAAUAUCUGUGGAGGAUAUUUGAACAGCAUAUAUGAACUGCUCUGAGUGGAGAUUGUGCUGUUUUUUUCUGUUUCUACUGUACGCCCAUGACUGGCUCAUGGGAACCUUCUGCACCUGAUAGUCUCAGAAAGUUGCUGUAUUUAGAAAGAAUUCUGUCAUUAAUAUUCAUUUUGUAAUGUGUGUUUUUUUUUUUAGACAAAUUCACUCAGUAUUCAUAUACUUAUGUUGAAAAGAAUACAUUUUUUUUCUGAAACAUAACAAUUAGCAUGUUGUAAGUAAAUAUUAAAAUAAAAACACGUCCUCCAGCUUACAAUGCAACAAUGACUCUUCCUACUUUGGGAAAAUGAGACACCAAAAUGUUGCGUUUUGUCAUGUGUAAGCUUUAAUUUCAUGAAUAAAAAAACAACAGUACAUGACACAAUUAAGCCACCUUUAAUAAAUAACAGUUCCCC